AUCCGUGAACAGUUUUUCAGAAGUAUGACAGAAAUUGCAGGAUUUUGGGAGUUAGAAGGCGAUAUUUCACGAGCUACUGGAUUUCCUAAGCAUGUUUUGCGAUUCAUUUUGUCAUUAUUUUUAGGUUACCCAUUAGGGAUUGUUUACAGAGCUGUGUUCAAGUCACUGAAUCACACAAUUCAGCAUGUCUACUUUACUGCAUGUGGACUGAGCAUUAUGUAUUUUUGUUUUGGAUGGAAUUGCCUUCACUCUUUGCUGAAUAUUACAAUUAUUUAUUGCCUGAUGUCUUUUUGUGGUCCUACAAUGRCAACUGUUAUUCUGUCAUUUAUCACAAACAUGGUGUAUCUUCACAUAGCAUAUGCAGUGAGACUGUAUGAUGAAUUCAUGUUGGACUGGUCUGUACCUCAUUGUAUACUGUGCUUACGAAUUACAGGUAUUGCCUGGGACUAUUAUGAUGGCAACAAUUAUAAUAACAAUGAGAUAUCUGAAGACAUGAAAACAACAAGAAUAUUUCAAGCUCCUACUAUUCUUGAGAUGACUGGAUAUUGCUACUUCUAUGGAGGGGUUCUCACUGGGCCACAGUUCCCAAUAAGGAAAUAUCUUGCAAUGGUAGAUGGGACUUUAGAAGACAAAGAUGUAAAUAGUUGGGAAGGUAUUUGGUAUGGUCUCCAGCGACUAGCCCUAGGAGUGGUUUAUCUCAUUUUAUUUUCCUUACUGUAUCCUAAAAUGCAUGCCAAAUACUUUGUCUCAGAAUGGUAUGAGAAUAUUCCAUUGUUACAUCAAUGGUGGUGCAUCAUUUGGUUCCAAGAAUUCCUAUGGAUGAAGUAUUUAGGGUUGUUCCUAAUAUCAGAAGGAAACUGUAUCGUCUCUGGUCUAGGUUAUAACGGCAAGACAGAGGAUGGGAAAGCAAAAUGGGAUGGUGUUACCAAUAUGAAGAUUCUUAGUUAUGAAACAUCCUACACUGUGCAGGUUAGUUAUCCAUCCUACCAUUCAUGUGUCUUUUAAUCCAUUCAUUCAUUCCUCGCUUCUGUCAUAAUUMAUAAUUAAUGAGCUCCAAUAAGGGUUGUCUAUUUGGUCAAGUGAUUGAACUUUUAAAUCCUUUAAGCCACAAGGAAAAAGUCUCAGAUUUAUUAGUAUAAACAUAUUAAUGGUCUAUCACUCAUACUGCGCUGUUAUUGGCUACUCUACUAAUGGUCUAAUCAAAAAUUAAACAAGACUUACCUGUAAGUUGAAGUUUGAUUGGGAUUCUGCCGAGUCAUCRUUAGCACAAGAAGUCACGUGAGAAAGCACUAGCCGACCGAGUAGUCAGUCUUUAAAGCCAUGAGUGGCAAUCAGCACAAACAAGAAGUCUGGGUGGGUACAUUCCACAUCAUGGGUGUGGUGUGACUUUUUGUGCUAAUGAUGUAGCCUGAGUAUCAGGCUCUCUSGAGGCCUCUCUCUCCUUUCUUGCUCCGCCCCAAACCCCUUCGAGAGAGCCUGAUACUCMGGCUACUAAUAAUGACUCGGCAGAUUCCCAAUCAAACUUCAACUUACAGGUAAGUCUCGUUUAAUUUUUGAUUCUGCCUCGUCAUAACGCACUGCAAAGUCACGUGAGAUUUCAAAGCAAUUGAUUGCACACGAAUGAAUAAACAUUCAUUUACAUAACUUGUUUGUUUAAUCUAACAACAUUAUAAAUAAGUUACACGUUAAAUUGACAAAACACUGUCUUUUCUGUCUCGAUGUGUUUAUCAUAAAACUUUGCAAAAGUUGCAGCUGAACUCCACCCUUCUGUAUUCAUAAUCUCAAGUAGGGAAGCUUUGUUUGCCUUAGCCUUAGAUGUACAUGUAGCUGCUGCUCUAACACUAUGAGGUUUGUACACAUUAAUGUCAACCCCAGCAUUCAUCAUAACUUGAUGAAUCCAUCGUCUGAUUGUGUCUCUACUUGCAUUCUUGUGAGGUUUCUGGUAUGUGAGAAAAAGUUUGGUUUCCUCACCUCUAACUGAACUUGUCUUGUCUAAAUAAAUGGAACAUGUGUGAACAACACAAAGUUUCUUGAGGAUAAGCCUUUAACUUAAUAAUGAGUUGCGAUUGUGAUUUUGUAGGUUUACUUUGCUUCACAUUAUCGUUUAACAUGAAUACAUAUGGUAUCAGGUUAUUUCGCACAAGAGACCGUUCGCACAAGUCGUUUCGCCCGAAGUUUCGGACCGUUCGCACAAUUCUCAUAUCGAUGGAUAGUCAUUUCGCACAGAAAAUAAAACGCCUCAAAGAAAGAUACGAAAGAUAUAUCAAUCUACUCACUUUCGAUGAAAUCUUAUGGCUUUUAAUUCAAUAUUUAUGGAAAAAAUUUCAACGAACUCGAACGYGACACUAUUAAAAACGACGACUCAACAACUUGGUUUUGUACGAGCACUACACUGGAUGAGAAAAGAAACACACAUGUUUCUCUAUUUAGAGGAUGAAUAAACCCAAUUCUCUUUAAUUCCUUAUAGUUGAUAACUGAUUAACGGUUACUAUAACUGUUUAUAACGACAUUUGUAUGGCUUUUUCAAUCACGAACGCGAUAUUCUAGAACACUUGAUCACUUGAGACAACUUUAUUACGCGCGACUUGGUUAAAAUUUGUAAAUUUCCAACAUGUCCAAAUACUUGGAUAAUCGAGACUAGAGUGAAAUUAGUAAAAGCGUGCCAAAUCAACCGUCAAAAGCUGUAUUUAGGUAGUCUUUUCUACUGGGGMUGUAAACAAACAGGCAAAGUUUUGUAAAUGCAUUUUUAAGGCCAUUUCUUAAACUUUUUGAAGCGCGAUUGUCGAGUGACCAUCACCUGAGCUUCGAAUAUGCUUGAAAUUUAGCUUCAACAUCGUGGCGAUUAAAAAUCAAACGAUCUGGAUCUGUUUUUCCAGUGAUUUACUAGUAGCAUUGCUGUACAUACCAGUUUGUGUCGAAGGAGUUCAAUAUAAAUCGGCGCGAGGCGACGAACUUCAAUUUAUUCCCUACUCGACCACGUAGCCAUUUUACGUAGAUUUGAAGUUUUAUAUCAAUAAAAUUAAGAAAUAGCGUCCUCUAAAACAGUGGAAGAAAUAAAAUCUUGAACGUUCGCCAUCUACAAAUUCUAGUAAAACAUUUUUGUGUAGUUUUCUUUGACUUUGUUCCUUGUCCAGCCUAAGCGUGUUUCUAUUAGCGUGUUUCUAUUAGCGUGUUUCUUCUAGCGGAUUCAUAUUCAGAUAUUUCAUCCUAAUAAGUCUAACUUGAAAGACAUCAACAACAAUUUUCGAAAUGGCAAAGAAAAAGCCGAACCAAACAGGAUAAACAGAACAACAAAGGCAGGAAAGAAGGAGAGAAAAACGCGCCRACCGCGGUACCGCGUUCGAUCGAUUGUGUAUACAAAUUCAGAAACACUGUUAUUUCAAGCUAGUAAUAGGCGAUAUGCAUUAUGGCGUCAUUUACUACAACUACCAGAAUGCUUUGCCAACUUUCGUUUGUGAU
This is a messenger RNA of Exaiptasia diaphana, 3459 nucleotides long. RefSeq names its product lysophospholipid acyltransferase 5. The transcript is spliced from 12 exons. Gene Ontology annotation, cellular component: membrane. Gene Ontology annotation, biological process: phosphatidylcholine biosynthetic process; lipid modification. Gene Ontology annotation, molecular function: 1-acylglycerophosphocholine O-acyltransferase activity; lysophospholipid acyltransferase activity. NCBI's taxonomy places the organism in Eukaryota, Metazoa, Cnidaria, Anthozoa, Actiniaria, Aiptasiidae. The record is from RefSeq and is a predicted model, not a curated record. Bases 25 to 1005 code for a protein of 326 amino acids.